AUGGAUCCAUCACCUGUUGUUGAAGAUCAACCAGGCACAUUGGACCUGGACCUCACCUUGGACUCAGAUCAAGAUUAUGAUGAAUGUGUAUACUACCAUGAAGGAAGUGAUCUGUACGCAGAAGAUGUCGAUGGUCAGAUGGCGGUACUGCUGGAAGUGCCUAUGACGACGGAAGAUGGGAAGAUCGAAGAUAUUCAGCUAUGCGGAUCUGAUAAUCAGACCCCAGCAGAAAUUGAUCGACUUCGCCAAAGGAUCGGGAAGUUCCGGCAUCUCUUGAUCGGCAAAGGAAAUGCCCUCCCGCCGGCGGCGAGAGGUGUGGUGUGCGAUAUCGACGUCGGGGGAGUGAGGCCUAUCGCCCUGAAGUGUCGUAAGUUGCGGAUUCAGUUCAGGGAGAAGCUGGCAGACUUGAUCAAAGGCCUACUCUUAACUCAGCUGACGAUCUACCCAAUGCCCUUGAUCAACGACCUACUUGAAGAUCUGGAGUCGACACUUUGGUACUGUUCCUUGGAUAUGGCGAGCGGAUUUUGGGUAGUGAAGAUGACGGAUCGAGCUCGGUUGAUCUCGGCUUUUAUUACUCCCUUUGGGCUAUUUGAGUGGAACCGAAUGCCUUUCGGUUUGAAGAAUGCGCCACAGGUCUACCAACGUAUGAUCGACAACGCGCUAUAUGGAUUCAUCCGGAUCCCG
This is a messenger RNA of Phytophthora megakarya, 684 nucleotides long. Lineage: Eukaryota; Oomycota; Peronosporomycetes; Peronosporales; Peronosporaceae. The record is from the annotation of a GenBank genome assembly.